UUGAUAUCGCUAUAUAUCGUCAGAGUAGGAAAUUAUUUCCUCCGCACUUGAUAAAUAUUAAAUUUAUUAGCACUUUUGUAAGCGACAACUGCCUUUUUUACUCCGCGACUUGGCCGCUUAAGAAAAGACUGCAUCCUUCCGCAUCGACAGCAGGGAUAUAAUCAACGUUCGGCGAAGUGAAAACAUUACGUAGAGGCCGCCACUAGGAAAAAAGAAAGAGGAUCUAAAAAUAUUCUUAAUCGCUGUGAAAGUAGCCAGCCAAUUUGAUUGGGCGAGUGUAUUGAAAUAGCGCCUGAAAUCAACAUUAUUAUUAUUAUUAACUGCAAAGAUGGUUCUCAAAGUCUACGUCAGCGGCAUGUCCGGCAAUAAGGAGGUGAAGAAGCGCCAACAGCGCGUUCUCAUGAUCCUCGACAGCAAGAACAUCCAGUAUGACACGGUGGACAUCACGGAGCCCGGCAAGGAGUCCGAGAAGGAGCUGAUGCAGAACAAAUCGACGAGCAACGGAGGCACUGUCAGCGACCCGGAGCCCCGCCACCCCCUGCCGCCCCAGAUCUUCAACGAUGAGGAGUACUGCGGCGACUAUGAUGCCUUCGACAUGGCCAACGAGAUCGACACCCUGGAGGUGUUCCUCAAGUUGGCGCCAGCAGACACCACGGCGGUUAGCACUGCCCAGAUCGAACUGAAGCAGGAAAAUGGCGAGGCCAAGAAGGAGGAGGCUGAGGCGGAGAAACCGGAGGGUGGAGAGGGCGACACCAAUGGCGAGACAGCGGAGAAGGCGGAGGUUUGAGCUUCAGCUACAUAAUUUGCCCGUAUAUUCCGUUAACUGUUACGAAGCAACAACAAACAGCAGCAUCUGCAAUCAACAGCAAUAGAAUUAACAGCAAACUAUAACAGCUCUUAACAAGAGUUAACAGCAAUAACCCGUAAUGUUAUCUAACAGCACCGACACUACCAACUCUCUCUCUCUCUAUAUUUAUAUUGACAUUAUUUCACAUUAUAAUCCCUUAUAAUCUUUCUAAUUAUCUGGGAUUUGAUGAGAAAUAAUGUUACUUACAUUUUCAAAAUGUGUUUUUAAUUUUUAACGACUGCGGUUCUUAAUCUAAGUUUACGAACGUAUUUAAGCGAGGGCUAUCGAUCAAUUGUGUUAACCCUGAGGAAAAGACAAUUUUAAUCAAAAAAAAUAUAUAUAUUUAUAUUUAUAUUCAUUCAUUGACUUACAUCCAACACCUUUGUAUGUACCAUCUUAUACACCCAUACACCAAUUAGCACUUUUAAGCCUAAGUUGGAUCAAGUUGGAUGAGUGUAGAAUUGAGAUGAAACUUUUGUGCAGCCGUUAUGUUAAUGCUUAAACAUAAAACUACGCUGCCCGUGUAAUAAAACGAAAUAUAUUUGUAUUAACUAAAAAACAAAAAAAGUAUAACCAUCA
Molecule: messenger RNA, 1426 nt
Organism: Drosophila bipectinata
Lineage: Eukaryota; Metazoa; Arthropoda; Insecta; Diptera; Drosophilidae
Gene: Sh3beta
Product: SH3 domain binding glutamate rich protein Sh3beta
Cellular component (GO): cytoplasm
Source: RefSeq, a predicted model, not a curated record